AUGGAUGUGUCAGACACUGGGGAGAAUACUCCAAACAUAACUCCCCAGCAGGGAUUUGGGGAGGCGGGACUUGAUGGAACGCUGAAAUACCAGCUCUUGGGUCCAUCUUUGACCAAAGCAGGACAAGACGCCGUCAACCAAGAACGGGUCUCUGAAAUUAUUUAUGAGGCAUCUAAGGGGUCUAAAUUCUUCAACCACGAAAAGAUUCGUGAUCAAGCCCUGACAGAGAAAAUCCAGCGGAUUUUGGUGCAAAAGGAUGCGCUAAGGAAACAGAACUUGUCAGGAAACAUUCGUCGAGCAGAUGAGUAUAUCUCGGAAUUAGAGUUGAGCCGUGAUCUCUCUCAGACCAUCGUUCAUAUCGACUGCGAUGCAUUUUUUGCAGCUGUGGAAGAGCUGGACCGACCAGAAUUGCGAGACGUUCCAAUGGCAGUGGGGAGGGGUGUCUUGACAACCUGCAAUUAUACUGCGAGAAAAUAUGGCUGUCGAAGUGGUAUGGCUAGUUUUGUUGCUAAAAAAUUAUGUCCAGAAUUGGUCUGUCUACCCCAGAAUUAUCAAAAGUAUACGGCCAAAGCAAAAGAAAUUAGAGCGAUCAUCUCCCAUUACGAUCCUCGAUUUGAAAGUGCUAGUAUCGAUGAGGCGUAUCUUAACAUCACACAAUACUGCAAAGCUAAUGAUAUGCAGCCACAGGAUGCAGUUCAAAAGCUCCGGGAUGAGAUUCAUGCAGAGACGAAGAUUACUGUUUCGGCAGGAAUCGCGCCAAAUGCCAAGAUUGCUAAAAUAGCAUCUAACUGGAACAAACCAAAUGGGCAAUUCUAUGUUUCCAAUGAGCGUGAGGCAAUUAUGAAGUUUAUGGCAAGUAUCCCGCUCCGAAAAGUCAAUGGAGUUGGACGGGUCUUUGAAAGGGAGCUUGAUGCUAUAGGAGUCAAGACCUGCAGCGAUAUACAUCCUCUCCGCGGCAUGUUGGCUCCCCUGUUUGGUCAGAAAGCCUUCCAAUUUUUAAUUCAGUGCUACCUGGGCCUUGGGAGGACGAACAUUGCGCCCGCCGAAGAACGCCAAAGGAAAAGUGUUGGUACCGAAAGCACUUUCCGGGAUUUGGAUGGUCUUCCAAAUCUCCAAGAUAAGCUCAAGUUGACAGCAGUUCGGCUUGAAAAUGACUUGCGUGAAGCUGAAUUCAAGGGCCGAACUUUGGUGCUAAAAGUAAAGUUACAUACAUUUGAAGUUAUAUCACGUCAGGUAGUGACAUCAAGACCUGUCUACCUCGCGGACGAAUUAUACAAGCACGCCUUGCCCCUGCUUACAAAACUACAUAAUGAGACUCCGAAUUUGAAAAUUCGUCUAAUGGGGCUCCGCUGUACUAAUCUUGUGAGCACGAAAAAAAUGGAUAGUAAUUUUUUUGGAAUGAAAAAUAACAAUUCGUCCACUUUAUCUAUACAAGAACCACGUGACGCUUCUAAUGAAUCAGUUGCCUCGACCCAGGAAGAAUUUGAGGCUGCUGCUCUCGAAGAAGAAAGGGACGAAAUUGAAACCUUGGAAAGUCUGAGUCAACAGUCAGAAUCCUCGCAUCGAGAUAAGAAAACUUCUAUGGACCCAGCCGGUGCGGUGCCCCAGGAGUUCCCUAGCAAAGAUUUACCAAUAAAUAGGCCAACAUGGAUCUGCCCAGUUUGUUCAUGUCCACAAUCUGCUGACGAUCUGGCCUUUAAUCAACAUGUUGAUUUUUGCCUUUCAAGGGAAACAAUUAAGGAGGCAGUGAACAGAACUUUGAUGGACGAUGGGUCCACGUUGGGGAUAAAACGGAAGCCCGUAGACACAUCUAGGCAGGGGCAUCGAAAGCGCCUUUUUUUUGGCUAA
Ophidiomyces ophidiicola is the source of this 1848-nucleotide messenger RNA. RefSeq lists its product as uncharacterized. Gene Ontology annotation, molecular function: DNA-directed DNA polymerase activity; damaged DNA binding. The record is from RefSeq and is a predicted model, not a curated record. Gene Ontology annotation, biological process: error-prone translesion synthesis. Gene Ontology annotation, cellular component: nucleus. Lineage: Eukaryota; Fungi; Ascomycota; Eurotiomycetes; Onygenales; Onygenaceae. The coding region runs from base 1 to 1848 and encodes 615 amino acids. The transcript is spliced from 2 exons.